Molecule: messenger RNA, 516 nt
Organism: Aspergillus nidulans FGSC A4
Lineage: Eukaryota; Fungi; Ascomycota; Eurotiomycetes; Eurotiales; Aspergillaceae
Exons: 4
Coding region: 1-516 (171 amino acids)
Source: RefSeq, a predicted model, not a curated record
AUGGUGCAGGAUCAGUCCCUUAGCAUUACGGCUGUCUCCUGGACAUUGGGCAGUCUUUGCGUCGUUAUCGUCGCGGUGCGGCUAUAUACUCGCGCUCUCGUCACCCGCCAGCUUGGUUGGGAUGAUUCCUUCAUCACGCUUUCCUUGGUUGCGGUUUAUUAUGGACUGGGCAAGCAUACGGGCGAUAUCAGCAACCCCGGCCAUCGCACUCAAGCCGCAAAGUACACGGUCAUCGCUCUAAACUUUUCCGUGGGUCCUGGGCUCCCAUCACAACAUGGUAUUCUCUGUGCGACCCUACCGACCCUUCCGCAAGCUUACGCUGCCAUCUUGCACAAGCGCCCAUCCUACUACGACUCCUCGAACUACCGCAGCGGCAAGUCGGAGCCAAAGCACCCAUUGAUCCGCCUCCAGCGACUGCCAGUUGCCUCGCUAUUCGAAACUGUCGCUGCAGAGGAACGGGUAUCGAGCCAAGAGAAUAUCAUCGACAAAGUUGGGAAAGACGGGAUGAGGAUUUAG